AUGUCCUCUAUGAGGGCUCCCCCCUCGCUGCUCCUGCUCCUGCUCCUGUGGUUAUGCGCUGACCGCGUGGUUGGAGAAGAAACCUCCUUUUACAAAUCCAGACCCGAUAUCUACCCUCCAGUCUUCAACGUGGAAAAGUCCGAGUCGGAUAAACUAAGCUCAGGUUAUAUCUUCAUCACACCAUAUGAGCUGUCAAAUCCCGGUCCUUAUAUUUUUGACACCACAGGGGAGUUGGUAUGGAGUGGCUGGGGAAUUUCAGGGCCCGGCAAUGCGCACGGCAUCCAUGUGUGCCAGUACAAUGGCGCCGAUCAUCUAUGUUUCUUCCAGGGAAACCAGCAGAAAGGAUAUUGUCGGGGCCAUGGUAUCAUUAUGGAUAAUCAGUACCGGGUCGUACGAUCUGUGCAACCCGGCGGAGGAAUGGCUUCGAGUGACAUGCACGAAUUCCGUCCGAUCAAUGAUGGCAAGACUGCUUUGAUGACUAUUUACCAGCAACGCCAAUUUGAUAUGACUCCAUGGAACGUCAAGACCGGCGUCGGAUGGGUGAUGGAGAGUGUGUUCCAGGAAGUGGAUAUCGAGACUAAUAAGGUCUUGUUUGAAUGGCGCUCGCUCGAUCAUGUUGAUCCUUCAAUGAGUUAUACUUGGCCUUCGCACACGGAUACCUCCGGCACUGGACUGAAUGUGCACGAGCCGUGGGAUUACUUCCAUAUCAACUCGGUUGAUAAGAACGCCGAUGGUGACUAUUUGAUCUCGUCGAGACAUACCUGUGCCAUUUACAAGAUCUCUGGAAAAGACGGAUCGGUUCUUUGGAGGCUUCAUGGUGCACAGCCGACAUUUAAGAACAUCAACUUCAGUUUCUCGCAGCAACACGAUGCGCGAUGGUUAUUCGAAAAUGCAACACACUCUGUUGUCUCGCUUUACAACAAUGGUUACAAUGGAUACAACCAGACUCAUGCUCAUUCGGCUGGUAUGAUUAUUUUAAUCGACCAUGUGGAAAACACGGCUCUUCAGCUGCGUGAUUAUGCGCCCAUUCGAAAUGACCUGGUGAGCUCAAGUCAAGGAAACCUACAAAUGCUACCAAACAGAAAUGUAUUCAUUGGAUGGGGCAACAAUCCAUUUGUUUCCGAGCAUGACGAGGCAGGCAAUCUGUUGUUUUGGGGUGCCUUCGCCAAAGAUACUGUCAUGAACUACCGCGCCACGAAGUUCGAAUGGGACGGUAUGCCAACCGACUCACCGGCUCUCUGGUCCUAUUCCCGCACCGCCGAACCCAUCUCCCCAACAAGCUUCUACGUCAGCUGGAAUGGCGCAACCCUCGUCAAGACAUGGCGAUUUUACGGAGCAAUGAACAUUACUGGACCGUGGACCUUGCUAGACGAGGUCAACAAAACCGGCUUCGAAACCGAAUAUACCAAUGCCAGCUUCUACCUCUGGUCCAAGGUUGAAGGCAUAGAUAGCGAAGGCAAAAUCCUGGGCAAAUCCGAAACAAAAUACACCUUUGUUCCCUCCUCCGAACUACGUGAAUUCUGCGCCGACUCGACCUGUCUCGAUGCCCCCGGCUACGGAUUCCCAGGCGAAGAAGCCGCCCGACCAUUCAUACCCCCUGUUGGCGUCAACACAGUCCCCUGGAUCGACCCCGACAACCCCGGAUCCAAUAUCUGGACAUACCCCUCCAACUACCCACACUCAUCAGGUACAAUGACUUACUCGAACCGGUGGAAUUUUGGACGAUUACUCGCCUGGGGCAGUGUCUGUCUCGUGGCGAUCCCCUUCUUUGCGGGUAUCUACUUUGCAUAUCGCUAUUACCAUAAACGUCAACUCGACCACCUGCGGGACCAGGAGUCUUCUGAGCCAUUGAAUGGCAUGGCUGAGCGGAAAGAACCUCCCAUCCGCGCCACUGAUCUUCCCUGGUGGAAUUGGCGCAGGUGGACCGCCGAGGGUGAACCUUCUCGCUAUUUCCCGCUCCGGGGGGGGAUUUACCAGUAA
Messenger RNA from Penicillium nucicola, 1980 nucleotides. Its product is annotated as arylsulfotransferase family protein. The record is from RefSeq and is a predicted model, not a curated record. Lineage: Eukaryota; Fungi; Ascomycota; Eurotiomycetes; Eurotiales; Aspergillaceae. The coding region runs from base 1 to 1980 and encodes 659 amino acids. The transcript has 4 exons.